This is a messenger RNA of Dermacentor andersoni, 1868 nucleotides long. NCBI's taxonomy places the organism in Eukaryota, Metazoa, Arthropoda, Arachnida, Ixodida, Ixodidae. The record is from RefSeq and is a predicted model, not a curated record.
GAGCUAGAACUUCGAACAUUAUUCCAGCGCAGUGUAGUAAUGCGCCCACUUCCUCCACUGCCCUCUGUUCUGCCUAAGCACUUACAUCCUCCGAUCUCAAAAGAAGUCCGCAGUGGGCAAUUGUCUGCCACUAAAAGCAAGCUUCAAACAACGAAGCCAACGUCACCGUUGUCGACGCAUCAUAGCACUUCAAAAAGAAAAAAAAAAAGAGGAGUAUUGAGGCAACGCGUCACGAAGUGUAUCCUUAUUGUAUCCAUCCGCGCCUAACGUGCGGCGCAGCAACUCGCACGCCGGGCAGAAAGCCCUAUGGUUUUUGGCGCGAGCUGUGAACUUCGUAAUCGCAGCCUUUCGAACAGAUUAUAAGCGGCUAUGGCGCGGAAGAAGUCGAGCUUUAUGACCAAGGCUCAAAAACUUGCAAGAGCGGCACGUUUUACGGCUGGACGAACAGCGCAUCGACAAACGGCAGAAGAAGGCAGCCAAGAAGAAACGCCAGAAACCGACGGCGCCGACGGAACCCCCGAGUCGCCAUGUUCUCCCAGCACCGAACAACAAGCAGCGGUCGAGGAGGAAACCUCUCCCCGUUCUCCUCCUCCAGGCGACGCCAGUGCUGCCAACGCUUCGGAGGGGUCGCGUCGCGAAGCGGACGAAACUUCGGCUGCCAAGAUGGCGACGCCCACAGUCGUUUCUCGUGUCUUCGACAUCGACAAGGAUGAUCCUGACUCGUGGUGCACCGUGGGCCUCGUUACUAACAGCGAGUGUCACCAGACUAUCCUGACGGCUGAGAGGGGCAUAAAAAGCUUCUGCGACUUGCCUGCAGUCGAGCAGGCCGCAAUAACCUCUCGCCUCGGCACCGACGAUGUGCAGACCGUCUGCUUCCACCAUCGGAGGUUCUAUCUGUACGCCGAGCGACACAAACAAGGAUGCCUCGAUCGGCUUCUCCAACAUAAUGGUAAUCAACCGCUGGACGGUCAGAUAAAGGUGACGAAUCAAUUAGCCGAAUCGUGCCGCGACAUCGUGGAGCUAGAAGAAGGGGAGCUACUGUGCAAAGUGUGCGUCGGUGCGAUCAAGAGCAAGCAGGACUCUUCUAGUGACGCACCGCCGAGACGCAGCUCCUUCGCUUUCAUUCUUAACUCGAAGAAAUACCAGGAUCGAGCCAAGAGGAUUGAUGACAUUGUGACCCGAUGUUCCGUAGGUAUCAUGACACGUUCCUUGUGCCACAUGACCUCAGACACAUUUGAUGAGUCUAUCAGUGACUUCACUUCUCUGGCUUAUGGCACUGCAAAGGCCCUGGUUUCUCGCAUCGGCCGAACAUUUGAAAACAUCUGUAUGCAUCAUGAGCGGCUCUACCUCGAAGGUUAUGGUGCUCCUUGUUUCGACCCAGAGAACAAACACAACAGUCAAGUCUCAUCAGGGCAAAAAUGGCUUGUUCCUCGACGCUUCGCUCUUGUUUGUCGUGGAAGAUAUCCACUGAGACCAGGCCGUACAGUCUGCAUGAAAUGCCUGAGAGCCAUUCGCAGCAAGUACCCAGACAUCGAUGCCUUUUACAAGGAAGAUGAAAAGGAAAUCCAACUGAAAUUAGAACAGUUAGCUGAAUCAAAGCCAGAGGAGACAAAGAGUGACCAACUGGACGUACAAACACAGUCUGAUGGUGAGAACUCCUCUCAAAAGGAUGACAGCAACACCAGAGACGGAUGGAAAUUGGACAGAUUGGGGAGGAGGCGGCGGAAUAUUCGCCAGCGCUCCAUGAGUUCCACGGUGCGAGUUUUGCGCCACCUCCUUCGAAAGAUGGCGCCACGCUGCGUGACCAGGCCGGCAUAGGGUGCCUCGAUGCCACGCUUCUCAACGGCGCGGGAAGCGGCCCUGACAUC